Messenger RNA from Ruditapes philippinarum (Manila clam), 1783 nucleotides. RefSeq names its product neuronal acetylcholine receptor subunit alpha-10-like. NCBI's taxonomy places the organism in Eukaryota, Metazoa, Mollusca, Bivalvia, Venerida, Veneridae. The record is from RefSeq and is a predicted model, not a curated record. Gene Ontology annotation, biological process: regulation of membrane potential; chemical synaptic transmission; signal transduction. Gene Ontology annotation, cellular component: postsynaptic membrane; neuron projection; synapse. Gene Ontology annotation, molecular function: acetylcholine-gated monoatomic cation-selective channel activity; transmembrane signaling receptor activity. Bases 611 to 1756 code for a protein of 381 amino acids. The transcript has 8 exons.
UAUUUUAUUAUCUAAAUGAAAAAUAUUGUGUGACGCUCAGUUGUUAUAUAACACUGCUAGGGUCGCUCUGGAACACUCUAUUCAAAUACACUGAUAACAAACUUUAGGAACGAUUUCUUGGACUGGUAAAAUUUGUGGUUGAGAUUAUUGAUUUAUAAAUGGAUGAAAAAAAAAGUUCUUCUCUACAAGCAGGGAAAAAAACAAACGGUCAUCUUAGUGUACCUGUUCGGAUUUCGGAUAUUACUGCCUUUUCUUCUCCUGAAACUUUCGCGAACAUCAAGUAAACUUGCUUUUUCCAUUUUCAUAUCUAAGUAUUAACCAUGAAACUCAAAUAACAAACGAGAUUUCGAAUUUAACACUUUUGCAGACGAUUUACAAACAUUUAACUUACGCUUGCGCAGUAUGAUUUCCGCUUGGUAUUUCAGUGGUAAAUGAGACAAACCGCAAGCGUUACAUUCAAGUAUUUUACAUGGAUUAAACGUUGCUUGCGCGACAUAUUUUGUGAAAAUUGAUUCAAUAUUAACUAAUGUUGGAUGGUUUGACAAAAAACGAGGAUUUUAUUUUCUGUCUGGAUGUUUUUCUUUACUGGAUUUAUAUGUAGAAUUUUCAUAUGAAUUCAGUUCUCCUUAACUUCAAGUUCUGCUAUUUUGCAGUUCUACUGAUACUACUAUGGCGGGAGACUUCCACCAGUGACGUCAUAUCGGCUGCUCUGCACGUGAAACUGUUUGAAAAUUACAAACCUGACUUACUUCCGGUGUGCAUGACAGGUCCUAGAUUUGUAAACGUCAGUCUGAAUAUAGCCCUCAGACAAAUAAUCAACCUGGACGAAAAGGACCAAGUUCUGAAGACAAAUGUGUGGGUCCGGAUGGGUUGGAAUGAUUGUCAGUUACGGUGGAACGUCACAGAUUAUAAUGGUGUGGACCAUCUUCGUGUACCUUACAGUGCUGUAUGGAUACCUGAUAUUGCACUUUACGAUAGUUCUAAUGAAGAAGUAAUGAUGCCUGGUUUAACUGAUUACCGGGCCCAAAUUCUACACGAUGGCAGCGUCCAGUAUAAUUUCCCUACGGUAUUUAACAGUGUAUGUCGUGUGACGGUCACAUAUUUCCCGUUUGACACGCAGUCGUGUAAACUUAAAUUCGGCUCGUGGUCACACUCUCAAACAGAUUUGGACUUUUACCCUGUUUCUCCAUCCGGUAGGAAUGGGGAUCUGGAUGACUUUAUCAACAACAAUGAAUGGGUAGUUAGUGCAUUAACAUCGACACGAAAUGUGAAGAAUUACACAGAACUGUACACGGAUGUUGAGUAUAGCAUUAUUAUGUCAAGAAGGUCCUCGUUCUAUGUGAUGACAAUGAUGUUUCCAUGUAUACUUGUUAGUGCUAUUGCAGCGAUUGGAUUUUUACUUCCAUCUGAAAGUGGUGAGAAAGUGUCGUUAGAGGUUACAGUGCUAUUGUCACAAGCUGUGUUUUUACUAGUCAUUUCUGAUUUUCUUCCCCCGUCCUCAGACAACUUUCCAAUUCUUGGUACUUAUUUUGCGGUAUCAAUGUUGCUAGUCAGUAUGUCCUUGGUGAUGUCAGUUCUCGUGCUGAACGUGCAUCAUAGAGGUGACGUCAAGGGUAAAAUAGUUCCAAAAUGGACGCGGAAAUAUCUUCUGCGGCACCCAAAAACGUGCUGCAUGAGAACAGAGUAUGACCUAGAUAGUACGUCCUCUGUAUCUGACAAUAAAAAUAGCAACCAGGUAAUGUUUUUCAGUAAAUGAUACACAUUUUAUGAUAUAAGUAAUCGG